This is a messenger RNA of Bufo bufo (common toad), 2517 nucleotides long. It is a transcript of the gene GALNT11, whose product is annotated as polypeptide N-acetylgalactosaminyltransferase 11. NCBI's taxonomy places the organism in Eukaryota, Metazoa, Chordata, Amphibia, Anura, Bufonidae. Gene Ontology annotation, molecular function: Notch binding. Gene Ontology annotation, biological process: regulation of Notch signaling pathway. Gene Ontology annotation, cellular component: Golgi apparatus. The record is from RefSeq and is a predicted model, not a curated record.
CGGAGACUGCGGUCAGUCUUCCCUCAGACCACUCUGGAAGGGGCCCCAGGUAUGCGGCUCGGUGCAGGGCCACCGGGGUUCAUAGUAUGUGGGACUUGAGAAUGGACCCUCGACAAUGCUAGGGUUACCAUGGGCAGCGCCGCGCUCCGCUGUUUCUGCUAUGGGUGCCUCUUCACCUCUGUGACCUGGACACUUCUGCUCUUUAUUUAUUUCAACUUCAGCGAGGAGAGCCAAGGCGUCAGACAUGUGUCCGUCAAGGGGCUGGAGCCGUACAAGCCCUUCCCCAAGAAAAUGUACCCCCGCUUGUCCCGGGAGUCGGUCGGGAUGGAUUGGGAUGGAUCCAACAAGGGGCGUGCGGGAGAUCAGCUAGGAAAUCGCAUAGGAAACAUUAUGGAAACCAAUGGGAAUUUCUCCCCGGAAAUGGGUAUGAUCUUCAAUGAACAAGACCAAAACGUGCGGGAUGUCGGCUAUCAGAAACAUGCCUUCAACAUGCUGAUCAGCAAUAGACUGGGAUAUCACAGAGACGUUCCUGAUACCAGAGAUCCAAAGUGUGCUAAAAAGAUUUACCCCACGGAUUUGCCCCUUGCCAGCAUUGUAAUUUGUUUCUACAAUGAAGCCUUUUCUGCUCUUCUGAGAACCGUUUAUAGCGUGUUGGACCGCACACCGCCUAAUCUUCUACAGGAAAUCGUACUGGUAGAUGAUAGCAGUGAUCUAGGUGAUUUGAAGGAGUCGUUAGAUGAUUACAUUAAGGAAAACCUACCCGACAAGGUGAAACUGGUGAGAAACAAAGAGAGGGAAGGACUUAUCCGUGGAAGAAUGGUUGGAGCUUCUCAUGCUACUGGGGACGUCCUGGUGUUCCUGGACAGUCACUGUGAGGUUAAUGAGAUGUGGUUACAGCCUCUGCUCACCCCCAUCAAGGAAAAUCCCAAGACGGUGGUGUGUCCAGUCAUCGACAUCAUCAGCGCGGACACCUUAAUGUACAGCUCGUCCCCUGUUGUGCGUGGCGGAUUUAAUUGGGGUCUCCACUUUAAGUGGGACACGGUGCCUCUGUCUGAACUCGGAGGUCCUAACGGAUUUACUGCUCCGUUUCGAUCUCCUACGAUGGCUGGAGGACUUUUCGCAAUGGACAGAGAGUAUUUUAAUACCCUGGGGCAAUAUGACAGUGGCAUGGACAUCUGGGGUGGAGAAAAUCUGGAGAUAUCAUUUCGGAUCUGGAUGUGUGGUGGGAGCCUUCUCAUUGUACCUUGCUCCAGGGUUGGGCACAUAUUCCGGAAAAGACGUCCAUAUGGAUCACCUGGUGGCCAUGACACCAUGGCUCAUAAUUCCUUACGACUGGCACAUGUAUGGAUGGAUGAUUAUAAGGAGCAGUAUUUUGCCCUCAGACCUGAGCUCAGGAACAGAGACUACGGAGACAUCAGUGAACGAGUGGCUUUGAGGAACAGACUGAACUGCAAGUCCUUUAAGUGGUACCUGGACAAUAUUUACCCUGAAAUGCAAAUUUCUGGUCCCAAUGCCAAAGCCCAACCACCAGUAUUUGUUAAUAGAGGCCCAAAACGGCCCAAAAUCCUACAACGGGGGAGGCUCAUCAACAUGCAGACAAACCGGUGUCUUGUUGCCCAGGGUCAUCCUAGUCAGAAGGGAGGGCUAGUCGUUGCCAAAGAUUGUGACUUUAAUGACUCUGACCAGGUCUGGACAUAUAAUGAAGAACAUGAACUUAUCUUGAGUAAUCUGUUGUGCUUGGAUAUGUCAGAGACUCGAUCGUCAGAUCCUCCACGACUGAUGAAAUGUCAUGGAUCUGGUGGAUCGCAACAGUGGGUGUUUGGUAAAAACAACCGCCUCUAUCAAGUUUCAUUUGGGCAAUGCUUGAAGCUCCUCGACUCCCUCAGUCAUAAGGGAUACGUGGCCAUGGCAAUCUGUGACGGGUCACCAGCUCAGCACUGGCAUCUGGACAACUGAUAAUGCGUCAAGAUGGGCACCUAGAUGGACCUGUCCACAGAGACUACAGGAAUCUAUAAGGCGUGACAAGCCGUAUGCUGCUAUUUUAAUAUGGGACAGUUUUAAAGAAUAUAUUGUCAAUCUCUUAACAUGUUGCACAUCUAGGCAGUGAAUUAGGUGUAAGCAUAGCCAAAACGCUUCCCGCUACUAAUUUGAAAUUUACUGCAAAAUUUUUUGGGGGGAUGGAGCAGACUUUAAAACUUGUUUUAAAUAUAGCCUUUAAUUAUGUUUGAUAUAUAGGAAAUUGAGACAAUUUUAUGCUGUUUUUUUUUUUUUUUUUUUUUUGGUUCUCUUUUACUAUACAGCAUAUCGUCAGUAUUUUUAGUUCAAUUGCGACGAGUUUAGGAACUCUGGAACACCCUGUUACUUUCACAGUGACUUUGCAUAUGCUUUGCAAGGAAGGCUUUUUUAAUAUAUUGCUGUCUGUAUAAUUUUAUGCUCAUUUAUGCAACUGGAUUUAGAAGAAUUUUAUCUGGGAAUUUUUUUUUUUUUUUAAAGAACACUAUUAAAAUGUAAAAAGCA